UCCUCCUGUUCAGAGCUAGCCCCUCCCGCAUCCUGUGCACCUGCAUAUAAGCUCACCUGUAGCAUCAGCAGCACAGAUCCUCCGCUAUUCCUCUGGAUCCCACUGUGCCUCUAUCUGAAGAAAACCCUGCCACGCAUCAUGGCCUCCAGCAUGUCGAUGAGGAGCUUCUCUAUGGGCCGUCAGUCUUCCUUUUCCAGUCGUUCUCUGAUGGACACCGGCCGCCCUCGCUCCCGUGCCUCGGUGUCUUUCUCCUCAGCCAGCCCGCUGAGUCGUUCAGUCUCCAUCAGCCAGGAGCUUAACGGGCCAAUGAGCCUGCAACUUAACGGCAUACACGGCAACAGCACCAACGAUAAGGAAGCCAUGCAGAGCCUCAACAGCCGUCUGGCCAACUACCUGGACAAGGUGCGCUCACUGGAGCUCUCCAACGCAGAUCUGGAGAUGAAGAUCAAGCAGAUGAUGCACGAUCGCAUCCCCAAAGGUCAUGACCUUGAUUCCAUGAUGGCCCAAGCUCAUGCUGUUGAGCAAGAGGUGAGGAAGAGGACUUUGGAGAAUGCUCGUCUCAUGUUAGAGAUCGAUAAUGCUAAACUAGCUGCGGAUGACUUCAGAAUCAAGUGGGAGACUGAGCUGGUGAUGUGUCAGUCUGUGGAACGAGACUGUGUUGCUCUGAAAAAGGCCAAGACCGACCAUGAGCAGAUCAUCGCCUCCCUGAGGGGAGAUCUGGACAGCCUGAAAGAAGAGCUGUACUUCCUCAAGAAAAACCAUGAGGAGGAACUGGAGCAGAUGAAGUCUCGUAUUGCCAGAGAUGAGGUGAAUGUGGAGGUGGACUCGGCCAGCGGGCCGGAGCUGGGCACCAUUCUGUCUGGCCUGCGUUCCCAGUAUGAGGGGAUUGUUAAGAAUAACAAGGACCAAACAGAGCAGUGGUACCUCAAGAAGCUGGAAACAGUGCAGAAUGAGGUGAAGGAAAGCAACGAGGCUCUGCGAGGAGCUCAGGGCGAGCUGAUCGAGAGGCAGCGCUUCCUGCAGAGCCUGGAGGUGGAGCUGGAGAGUCUGCACAAACAGAUAGCGGCGCUGGAAGGCAACCUGUGUGAGACGGGUCAAAAAUACUCUGCUGAGAUGGAGCGGCUGCAAACCACCCUGAGCCAGCUCGAGGACGACCUCUCCCAGCUCAGGCUGGAUAUGCAGCGCACAAAGACCGACUACGAGCAGCUCCUCCGUAUCAAGCAGAACCUGGAGAUGGAGAUUGCCACCUACAGGCGCCUGCUGGAGGGAGAGGAGACUGUCAAGGAAGUUCCUCCUCCACCAAAAAAGGAGCCUGAUGUUCGCACCAGGAAGAUUGUGAAGGUGGUGACACAGACGAUGGUCAAUGGCAAAGUAGUGGACGAGUCCAGCGAGGUGGAGCAGAUCGAGGAGACCAAGAAAUAA
Molecule: messenger RNA, 1422 nt
Organism: Cottoperca gobio
Lineage: Eukaryota; Metazoa; Chordata; Actinopteri; Perciformes; Bovichtidae
Product: keratin, type I cytoskeletal 18
Exons: 10
Coding region: 139-1422 (427 amino acids)
Cellular component (GO): cytoskeleton
Molecular function (GO): structural molecule activity
Source: RefSeq, a predicted model, not a curated record